UUUCAGAAAAUGAUAAAUCUUUUCAAUGUUGCCCUCAUUGGGUCUGUGCUUUUAGGGGUAGCUCAUGGUGCAAGCGUAGCAACUGCUGGAUCAAGAUACUUCCGAUGUACUGUUGAAGAUGGAUUUCAAGCAGCUAAAUGUCUUUCGCGUCUCAUCAACAUUCAAGAAAAAGUUCAAGAGCACGAUAUGGCUAACCAAAGUAAUAUGAAGAAUUUUGUGAGUGCUUGUAAUUCUCUUCACACGUGUUUCUCCAAUAUCCGAUGCGACAAAAAUAAGGAAUAUAUGCUCAAAUCAGUUGAAAACUAUUGUGAAUUCGUUGCGUACGUCCACGUUGAUUUUGCUGAGUGCAACGAAAAAUUAAAUGACAACGGUUCAAAGUGUUUCAAAAACUGGGAACCGAUGUCGAUUGGAAUUCCUGACAUGAACGACGAAAUUUGUGAGAAAAUUUUCAAACGGAAAGAUUGUAUGAAGAAGGACAUUGUGAAAACAUGCGGGAAAAAAGAAUGGAGAUCGUUCCGCGAGAAAGUCAUCAAUCCAUUCGCCAAGAAAUGUGAUUUCAGAAGAUAUUAAUAAUCUUGCGAGUUGAAUAAAAUAAACUUUUUGAUUUU
Molecule: messenger RNA, 608 nt
Organism: Caenorhabditis elegans
Lineage: Eukaryota; Metazoa; Nematoda; Chromadorea; Rhabditida; Rhabditidae
Gene: ZK105.1
Product: T20D4.11-like domain-containing protein
Exons: 3
Coding region: 10-570 (186 amino acids)
Source: RefSeq, marked reviewed